Molecule: messenger RNA, 1950 nt
Organism: Megalops cyprinoides (Indo-Pacific tarpon)
Lineage: Eukaryota; Metazoa; Chordata; Actinopteri; Elopiformes; Megalopidae
Product: STE20/SPS1-related proline-alanine-rich protein kinase-like
Exons: 18
Coding region: 36-1562 (508 amino acids)
Biological process (GO): protein phosphorylation
Molecular function (GO): ATP binding; protein serine/threonine kinase activator activity; protein serine/threonine kinase activity
Source: RefSeq, a predicted model, not a curated record
UGAGGUCGUUAAGUAGCGGAACGAACAGCAGCAUCAUGGCGGAACACAGCGAAUCUCCGGUUCACGUCCAAAAUCCGCAACCAGUGCCAACGACGAGCUGGCCAAUUACCAGAGAGUCCUACGAACUCCAGGAGGUUAUCGGCAGUGGGGCCUCGGCGGUAGUGCAGGCAGCCCUGUGCUUACCCAGGCAGGAGCGCGUGGCCAUAAAGAGGAUCAACUUGGAGAAAUGCCAGACCAGUAUGGACGAGCUGCUGAAAGAGAUUCAAGCAAUGAGCCAAUGCAACCAUCCCAAUGUGGUCACGUACUACACCUCAUUCGUAGUAAAAGAUGAGCUUUGGUUGGUCAUGAAACUUCUGAGUGGAGGGUCAAUGCUGGACGUAAUAAAGCACACAUUCAGCCGAGGGGAGCACAAGAACGGAGUUCUGGAUGAGCCCAUAAUAGCCACCAUUUUAAAAGAAGUGCUGGAAGGUUUGGAUUACCUGCACAGAAAUGGGCAGAUCCACAGGGACGUGAAAGCCGGGAACAUUCUGCUGGGGGAGGACGGCUCGGUUCAGAUCGCAGACUUUGGAGUCAGUUCGUUCUUGGCCACCGGGGGAGAUGUCACCCGGAACAAAGUCAGGAAGACGUUUGUGGGAACGCCUUGCUGGAUGGCUCCUGAGGUGAUGGAACAGGUUCGAGGCUACGACUUCAAAGCAGACAUCUGGAGCUUCGGGAUCACGGCCAUAGAGUUAGCCACGGGGUCGGCACCCUAUCACAGAUACCCACCUAUGAAGGUUCUCAUGCUGACCUUGCAGAACGAUCCUCCCACAUUAGAAACGGGCGUGGAGGACAAAGAGAUGCUUAAGAAAUAUGGAAAAUCCUUUAGGAAAAUGAUAACCCUGUGCCUUCAGAAGGACCCCAUGAAGAGGCCGACGGCAGCAGAACUUUUGAAAUGCAAAUUCUUCCAGAAGGCCAAGAACAGAGAGUAUCUGAUUGAAAAACUUCUGAACAGAGCACCAAGCAUCACCCAAAGAGCCAAAAAGGUGAGGAGGGUCCCGGGGUCCAGUGGACACCUGCAUAAGACGGAGGACGGGGACUGGGAGUGGAGCGACGACGAGCUGGACGAGAAGAGCGAGGAGGGCAAGGCUGCAGCCAAUCAGGGCAGGUCACGAAGGGUCAGAGAAGAGAGCAAAGAUAACGAGAUCAGCGGUAACGCCAUCCCCAUGGAAGGCCUGUCUAUUCAGCAUCCCCAGGUUCAGCCCUUCGAGCACAUGCCGUACAUCCAAGGCCCGAGCGUGGUGAACAUGGUCCUCCGGCUAAGGAAUUCCAGAAAGGAGCUAAAUGACAUUCGAUUCGAAUUCACCCCAGGUCGAGACACCGCUGACGGAGUGUCCCAAGAGCUCUUCUCUGCCGGACUUGUCGAUGGACAUGAUGUUGUUGUUGUUGCCGCUAACCUUCAGAAGAUUGUAGAUGAUCCAGUUACCUACAAAGUAUUGACCUUUAAACUGGCCUCAGGCUGCGACAGCACGGAGAUCCCCGACGAGGUGAAGCUGAUCGGAUUCGCACAGCUGAGCGUCAGCUGAUACCCGCUCCUCACCUGGUCUCACCUGGUCCGAGCAGGUGGAGGGGAGGGGCCGGUUAUGGGAAGACAGACUGAGCAACUGACUGAGACGGAGACAGACAGAGGGAAGUACCCUGAUGCCGAAAAUUCCCACCCCUCCCCCUCCCCGCCGCUGACCGGAGCAGGCGACCAGGCCGGGCAGAGCUCUGCUAGUCCUGCGCUAGUCUCUCCUGCCGUACCGCCCUCUCGUGCUGUGCCUCGCAGCCCUCAUUCCACCGCCUUCUCCCAGUACGAAGAACAGGACCCAAACGAGGAAGCUAAGGAUCUACUCAGGUGGUAACAGGCAAUGACACACGUGUAGCUUCAACCGUUUCGUUUUUUUUAACACGUUACCUCUGCAUUGAGUAUAG